GAUGUCACAUGUCUCUAGUAAAAGACUCUAGGGUUUCCAAUCGCCUCUGUUGAUAUACUUGCGCCUCUGCCUGAAACCCUUAUCUUUCUCUCAUCACAAGUGAAGUCAUGGCUCCAAAGAAGGAAAAGGCUCCUCCACCUUCCUCCAAGCCCGCCAAAUCUGGCGGUGGCAAGCAGAAGAAGAAGAAGUGGAGCAAGGGAAAGCAGAAGGAGAAGGUGAAUAACAUGGUGCUGUUUGAUCAGGGAACCUAUGACAAGCUCCUCACUGAAGCACCCAAAUAUAAACUCAUCACUCCUUCCAUUCUCUCUGAUCGUUUGAGGAUUAAUGGAUCACUUGCAAGGAAGGCUAUAAGAGAUUUGAUGGCUAAAGGUUCAAUCAGGAUGGUGUCUUCCCAUUCAAGCCAGCAGAUUUACACCAGGGCAACAAACACCUAGGUGUAGUACUCUGAUCAUAGCUAGCUUAUGGAGAUUUGUUAGGAUUAGUGAAGUAUUGUCCUUUUUUUAUUUUGAGAUGCACCUCAUGCCAGCUUGCGUCAGUUUUUUUGUAUACUUGGUAUUUUAUUUGGCUUCCUUCCAUGUUUUAUCGUUUUUGGUAUUC
Gastrolobium bilobum is the source of this 597-nucleotide messenger RNA. RefSeq names its product small ribosomal subunit protein eS25y. The transcript is spliced from 4 exons. The record is from RefSeq and is a predicted model, not a curated record. Gene Ontology annotation, molecular function: structural constituent of ribosome. Gene Ontology annotation, cellular component: cytosolic small ribosomal subunit. NCBI's taxonomy places the organism in Eukaryota, Viridiplantae, Streptophyta, Magnoliopsida, Fabales, Fabaceae. Bases 108 to 434 code for a protein of 108 amino acids.